Molecule: messenger RNA, 1404 nt
Organism: Lathyrus sativus (Indian pea)
Lineage: Eukaryota; Viridiplantae; Streptophyta; Magnoliopsida; Fabales; Fabaceae
Source: the annotation of a GenBank genome assembly
AUGACAACUGAAAGUAGCUUCUCCGUGGAGGAUAGUAAAUACAAUGAAGAUGAUCUCAUAAAUCGAACAGGAACAUGCAUGACCGCAACCGCACACAUAGUUACUGCUGUCAUUGGAUCUGGAGUGUUAUCUUUGGCAUGGGCUGUUGCACAAUUGGGAUGGAUUGCAGGAUCUGCUGUUCUCGUGCUCUUCUCCAUUAUCACUUGUUUCACUUCUUGUCUACUUUGUGAUUGCUAUAGGUAUCCUGAUCCUGUCAAUGGAAUCAGAAACCACACUUACAUAGAGGCUGUAAAAAAUAUUUUAGGUGGAUAUCAGCAAAAGUUGUGUGGAUUGGCACAAUAUGCAAUUCUUGUGGGUACUACCAUUGGUUACACUCUAACAUCAUCCAUUAGCAUAGUGGCCAUAAAAAAAUCCAAUUGCUAUCAUAAGUAUGGUCGUGAAGCAGAUUGUGAUACUCCCAAUUAUCCAUAUAUGGCUAUCUUUGGGGUCCUUCAGAUUCUCCUAAGCCAAAUUCCAGACUUCCAUGAACUUUCAUGGCUCUCUAUUGUUGCUGCUGUCAUGUCUUUUGGUUAUGCUUCUAUCGGCAUCGGUCUCUCCAUAGCAAAAAUUGCAGAAGGAGGACACCGUUUGGAGACAAGCCUUACAGGACUAGUGGUAGGAGUGGAUAUCACAAGUUCAAAAAAGAUCUGGAAUACCUUUCAAGCACUUGGAAACAUAGCUUUUGCAUAUGCUUUCAGUAUGGUUAUUAUUGAGAUAGAGGACACACUAAAAUCAAAUCCACCAGAAAAUAAAACCAUGAAGAAAGCAUCACUGAUUGGAAUUUCAAUCACCACGUUCUUUUAUGCAUUAUGUGGUAUUCUAGGGUAUGCAGCAUUUGGGAAUAAAGCACCGGGAAAUUUUUUAACUGGAUUUGGAUUUUACGAACCGUUUUGGCUCGUUGAUAUUGGUAAUCUUUUCAUUAUUAUUCAUCUAGUUGGAGCGUUUCAGGUAUUUGCACAGCCUAUAUAUUCUCUUGUGGAAAGUUGGGGUAGUAAGCGUUGGCCAGAAAGUACAUUGAUGACAAAAGAAUAUAAUGUGAGAAUUCCAAUGGUUGGUAUAUGGAGAAUGAAUAUGUUCAGGUUGAUAUGGAGGACAAUGUAUGUCAUAAUCGUAACAUUAUUGGCUAUAGUAUUUCCAUUUUUCAACAGCGUUGUGGGUUUGCUCGGAGCUAUGUCGUUCUUUCCAUUGACAGUGUAUUUUCCAACAGAGAUGUACCUAAAACGAGCUAAAGUGCCACAGUAUUCUUCUCUAUGGAUAGGGAUGAAACUUUUGAGUUUGUUUUGCCUUAUUAUCACUCUUAUUGCUGCAGUUGCAUCAGUUCAAGGAAUCAUCUCAGAACUUGCGAUCUACAAGCCCUUCGAAUAG